Messenger RNA from Cygnus atratus (black swan), 2554 nucleotides. RefSeq names its product heparanase (gene HPSE). Gene Ontology annotation, molecular function: hydrolase activity, acting on glycosyl bonds. Gene Ontology annotation, cellular component: membrane; extracellular matrix. Bases 178 to 1845 code for a protein of 555 amino acids. Lineage: Eukaryota; Metazoa; Chordata; Aves; Anseriformes; Anatidae. The record is from RefSeq and is a predicted model, not a curated record. The transcript is spliced from 11 exons.
AAGCCGUGGGCGUGUUUAUGAAAGCGCUGCUGUGGUCUGGUCGCUCUUGUUCUGCUGGCAGCUCACUUCACAUCGUGGAAACCCAAAAGCAGGCGUGUGGGCUGCGUGCAUCUGUGUCCCAGUGCACGGCCGAGCUCCGGCACGGGGUAGCGCAGGAGGAAGAGGAGUGCGAGGAGGAUGCUGGCGCCGCUGCUGCUGCUGCUGCUGGCUGUGCCACUGUGGCAGGCGGCAGAGCUGCGGCUGGGGCUGCGGGGCAGCCCCCGUGGGACAGUGAGCCCAGCCUUCCUCUCCCUCACCCUGGACGCCAGCCUGGCCCGCGAGCCGCGCUUCAUCACCUUGCUCAGCAACCCCAAGCUGCACACCCUGGCCAGAGGGCUCUCCCCCGGAUUCCUGAGGUUCGGUGGCACCAGCACGGAUUUCCUCAUCUUCGAUCCCCACAAGGAUUCGACUUUGGAGGAGAAAAUCCUCUCAGAACUCCAGGCUGAGGAAGGUGCCUGUGGAGCACAGCCUGGCUUCGCUGCGGUGCAGGAGCUGCUGCUCGCCCAGUGGCCCGGCCAGGAGAAGUUGCUCCUCACAGAGCAUUCCCGGAAGAAGCACAAAAACACCACCAUUACAGGUAAGGUUUUGAUGGAUUUACGCAGUGGGGCUUAUAACCGGGGGGGUGCAGGUCUCCGUCCCGUGGUGAAAGGGUCGUGGCUGCCUGUGCCUCCUCCCCACAGGGCACACGCUGGACAUCCUCCAUGGCUUCGCCAACUGCUCAGGCUUCCACCUGGUGUUCGGGCUCAAUGCCCUGCUGCGGCGGCAUGGCCGGGAGUGGGACAGCUCCAACGCUGGGCAGCUGCUGGGCUACUGCGCCCGGCGCGGCUACAACCUCUCCUGGGAGCUGGGCAAUGCUUCAAGAAGAAGUCGGGCAUCUACAUUGACGGCUCCCAGCUGGGGCGGGAUUUCAUCCACCUGCGCCGGCUCCUGAGCCAGCAUCCCCUGUACCGGCACGCCAAGCUGUACGGCCCUGACGUGGGGCAGCCCCGCAAGCACACCCAGCGCCUGCUCAGGAGCUUCCUGAAAUCCGGAGGGAAGGUGAUCGACUCCGUCACCUGGCACCAUUACUACGUGGACGGACGAAGCGCCACGAGGGAGGAUUUCUUGAGCCCCACAGUGCUGGACACCUUUGCCACAGCUGUGCGCGAUGUCCUGGAGAUUGUGGCUGCGACAGUGCCUGGCAAGAAGGUUUGGCUGGGUGAGACCAGCUCGGCGUACGGCGGGGGAGCCCCCCAGCUCUCCAACACCUACCUGGCCGGCUUCAUGUGGCUGGACAAACUGGGGCUCGCGGCCAGGCAGGGGAUCGACGUGGUGAUGAGGCAGGUUUUCUUCGGGGCCGGCAGCUAUCACCUGGUGGACGCCAGCUUUGAGCCCUUGCCAGACUAUUGGCUGUCGCUGCUGUACAAGAGGCUGGUGGGCACCAGAGUGCUGGAGGCCAGCGUGGCAGGAGCAGACGCACGGCGCCUGCGGGUCUACCUGCACUGCACCAACCCCCAGCACCCCAAGUACCGGGAGGGGGACGUGACGCUGUUUGCCUUGAACCUCUACAACGUGAGCCAGAACUUGCAGCUACCCAAGCAGUUGUGGAGCAAGCGGGUGGACCAGUACCUCCUGCUGCCCCACGGCAAGGAGAGCAUCCUGUCCAGGAGGGUGCAGCUGAACGGCCGCCUGCUGCAGAUGGUGGACAAGGAGACGCUGCCCACGCUCCACGAGGCCGCCCUGGCCCCCGGCAGCGCGCUUGGCCUGCCCGCCUUCUCCUACGGCUUCUACGUGAUCAGAAACGCCAAGGCAAUCGCGUGCAUCUAAGUGCGCAGGGGGCACAGGACCUGUCGGGACGCUCAGUGCGGUGCCACACGUUUUUCCUCGGCUGGGAGGCCGCAGUCACAAGAUGGAGCUGUGGCCCCACGUUCUCCAGAGCCUUUGCUUUGCUUUGUUUGCUCGCACACAGCGAGGUUUUGCUCAACAUCAUCAGCACCCUGCGAACCUGAGAGCUCAGCAGGCUGAAAACACACACACUGUAUUUCCCUUCUUAAGCUCGAAAAGGACGCUACCAGCUCCACGGGGUUUAAGGGCAAGGGGCUGGCUUGUGUUUCCUGAGAAAGCUGUGCACCUCCCAGCAGACGGAUGUACUUUGGAAGGCGUGAUUAAAAGUGCACCAUAAAAAGGUUAUAUUUAACCACAGUUUGUGAAAGGAGUGUUUGCCUAGACAGCGUGUGUGUGUUGUGUGAAGGCCUAGCCACCAGGAAGUGAUACACAGCAAAAAUGCGAAUGGGAAAGGCUACGUUUGUGUACACUGUCCACAUUCAAAAUGAGUGCACGGAGCACAAAAUGAGGGGGAAAGUCUCACACUGUCAAUAUCAAGUUGUUAAUGUAUGGUUGUUAUUGCUGCAUAAGCUACAAUUUAGAAACAAAAGUUGAUGGUUGCCUGGUAGCUUCUUUCUAAAACUUUCUAACGGGUUUGUUUCAAUGCUUCUUACUUUUAUAUCUGAAGAUUUAGAAUAAACUCAAUUUACAU